This is a messenger RNA of Bombus pascuorum, 1424 nucleotides long. Its product is annotated as sister chromatid cohesion protein DCC1. Gene Ontology annotation, cellular component: chromosome, centromeric region; nucleus; Ctf18 RFC-like complex. Gene Ontology annotation, biological process: mitotic sister chromatid cohesion; maintenance of mitotic sister chromatid cohesion. The transcript has 8 exons. The record is from RefSeq and is a predicted model, not a curated record. NCBI's taxonomy places the organism in Eukaryota, Metazoa, Arthropoda, Insecta, Hymenoptera, Apidae. The coding region runs from base 122 to 1321 and encodes 399 amino acids.
GUUUUAAUAUAAAAUCUUUACUUUUAUAUAAUUUAUUAAUGUGAAUACUAUGAUUUAAAAAGAACAAUUUAUCUCUUUCGAUAACUCGUAACUUCAUUAUAACCUUUUUAAAUUUCAUACGAUGGAAACUGUAAAAGCUAGCUAUUCAAGAACAAUGGAAGAAGUACAAGAAAGUUUAAAACUAGCUGUUAUUAAUGAGUCUGAUCUGCUAAAUGUAACACAAAUUUUAUAUUCUGCAGAAGAACAUAAUAUGCAAGAACACAUCAAACUAUUAGAACUUGAUGAAAAUUUAAUAGAAACAGUAAACACUGGGGACAGUUUAACGUUCCAGGGUACUGAAGAAGAUUCUGUGGUAUUAUGCACAAAAGAUCGAACAUAUGAUAUUAGUGAGGCAGAAACAUCUAAUUCUUAUUUGUUAGUACCAAGGUUAAAUUUAUCUCAACAGAUAAAUGUGGAUACAAGCCGAAUAAUAGAAGCUUAUAAUAUUUGUGGGAUUUUUCAUACAUACUAUGAGGUAAAGGAGUGUAGACCUAAAUUGGAAAAAUUACUUAAUAUUCUUGAGCCCACAUCUUUUAAAGGAAUAGAGUAUGAAUCAUCAAUAUCUCACGAACUUUUAUACGAUUGGCAUAGAUUAAAAAACGAAAUACAAGCCAGUGAAGCUGAACUAAUCCAAGCUUUAAAUAAUUAUUUAAUAACCAAUAUUGAUGGUUAUUUCCGUCUUAUAUCAUUUGAAUUUGAGGUCCGAAGUUUAACACUUAUGUUAGACCUUUUUGAGGAAAAUAGUUGGGAAAUAGAUGAAGUAGACAAAGAAAUUACAUAUGAACUUUUGAAAGAAUUUAUUUACAAACCAGUUUUUAAUACUUUGUUUACAAAAUAUACAGAAAUAAGUGAAAAAUUAAGAAAGGAUGGAACACCAUUAUAUAGAUAUAAUGAAGAAAAAUGUUGCAAAACUUUAGCAAAAGUACUGUUUGUUGCUUCUCCAAUAACUGAAUACAAACAAUUCAUGAAAUCAUGGAAUAUUGGUACCCCAGAAAAAAUAGAACCAAAAGAAGAAUAUCUAUAUGGAAUUGCGCUUAUUAAGUGGAAUAAUUUAAUGGAAAAAGAAAUAAUAUCUUUUCCAGAAACUGAUUUGCCAAUAGAUAUUGAUGAAAGAUUUAAUAAACUUUUUAAAGCAAAAAAAAAGUGGACAGUUCAAGAAAUAACACCCUAUAUAACAAAUUUAACAACUCAUAAAAUGAAUGUUAAUGCUCUUCUAACUAAGUAUGCUAGAUAUUCAAUUAUUAAUGGUAUUAAGUAUUAUAGUUCAAAAUAUGGUAACUGAAAUUACUUAUACUGCUGAAAUCAUUCUUGUUGUUUAUUAUUCUGUGUGUGGUCAUAAUACAUAGUUACAUUUACACAAUUUUAUAAAUAUUUUUUAAAUAUUA